Canariomyces notabilis is the source of this 2526-nucleotide messenger RNA. RefSeq names its product glycoside hydrolase family 3 protein. NCBI's taxonomy places the organism in Eukaryota, Fungi, Ascomycota, Sordariomycetes, Sordariales, Chaetomiaceae. Gene Ontology annotation, molecular function: xylan 1,4-beta-xylosidase activity; alpha-L-arabinofuranosidase activity. The transcript is spliced from 2 exons. Gene Ontology annotation, biological process: xylan catabolic process; arabinan catabolic process. The coding region runs from base 1 to 2526 and encodes 841 amino acids. The record is from RefSeq and is a predicted model, not a curated record. Gene Ontology annotation, cellular component: plant-type cell wall.
AUGCCGGUGACGGUUUCUUCUGUGCUCAGCAGUCUAAGCUGCUUGGCCGCGAUUGUUCCGGCGGUCUCUGCUGGCUUUGCCUUCCCAGAUUGUGUCUCUGGUCCGCUCGCCAACAACUCCGUCUGCGAUGACUCUCUAGAUCCCUUAACCCGUGCCAAGGCGCUCGUCAGCGUGCUCACCAUCCAGGAGAAGAUCAACAACACCGGCAGCACAAGUCCCGGCGUUCCCCGGCUCGGUCUUCCCGCCUACACGUGGUGGCAGGAAGCCCUGCACGGAGUGGCGUCUUCUCCUGGCGUCAACUUCUCGGCCAAGGGCGACUACAGCUAUGCCACGUCUUUCCCCCAGCCCGUUCUCAUGGGUGCUGCCUUUGACGACGAGCUCAUCAAGGCCGUCGCGACCGUCAUCAGCACCGAGGCUCGUGCCUUCAACAAUGACGGCCGUGCUGGCCUCGACUUCUGGACCCCCAACAUCAAUCCGUUCAGAGACCCCCGUUGGGGUCGCGGCCAGGAGACGCCCGGAGAGGACCCGUUCCAUCUGAGCUCGUACGUGCGCGCCUUGAUUGACGGCCUGCAGGGUGGUUACGACCCGAAAUACAAGCGCGUCGUUGCCACUUGCAAGCAUUUCGUCGGCUAUGACAUGGAGUCGUGGAAUGGCAAUAUCCGAUACCAGUUCGACGCGCAGAUCAACAUGCAGGACAUGGUCGAGUACUACAUGCCGCCCUUUAAGAGCUGCGCGCGAGACUCCAAUGUUGGGGCCUUCAUGUGCUCGUACAACGCCGUCAACGGCGUGCCGACUUGUGCCGACCCGUGGCUGCUCGAUGAUGUCCUGAGGAAGCACUGGGGCUGGACCAACGAGGAGCAGUGGGUGACGAGUGACUGCGACGCCAUCCAGAACGUCUUCCUUCCGCACGAGUGGGCCAGCACCAGAGAAGAGGCAGCCGCUCUGUCCCUGAUCGCUGGCACGGACAUCAACUGCGGCACCUAUUAUCAGAACCACCUCCCCGCCGCCUACUCUCAGGGGCUGAUCAACGAGUCGACCGUCGACCAGGCCCUGAUCCGCCAGUACUCGUCUCUGAUUCGGCUGGGGUACUUUGACCCGGCCGAGAAGCAGCCGUACAGGCAACUGAACUUUUCCCACGUCAACACGCCUGAGGCCCAGAAACUGGCCUACCAGGCUGCCGUCGAGGGCAUUGUUCUCCUCAAGAACGACGGCGGCCUUCUGCCCCUGGACCUGCGCAACAACAAAAGCAUCGCCCUCAUUGGCGACUGGGCCAACGCCACAACGCAGAUGCAGGGCAACUACUUCGGCCAGCCGCCGUACCUCCGCUCGCCGCUGCACGCCGCUCAGCAGCUGACAACCGUGUACUAUGCCACCGGGCCCGGCGGGCAGGGCGACCCCACCACGGACCACUGGCUGCCGGUGUGGGACGCGGCCGCCAAGGCCGACAUCAUCAUCUACGUCGGCGGCAUCGACAACAGCGUCGAGAGCGAGGGCAUGGACCGGCACGCCGUGGCGUGGACGGGCGCCCAGCUCGACGUGAUCGGCCAGUUGGCGCAGUACGGGAAACCCAUGGCCGUGGUGCAGAUGGGUGGCGGGCAGAUCGACUCGAGCCCAAUCAAGCACAACGCCAACAUCAGCGCCCUGCUCUGGGCCGGGUAUCCCGGCCAGGACGGCGGCACCGCCAUCUUCGACAUCCUCACCGGCCGCGCCGCCCCCGCCGGGCGAUUGCCCAUCACGCAGUACCCGGCCGACUUCGUUGCGCAGGUGCCCAUGACCGACAUGACGCUGCGCCCGGGCCCCAACAGCCCUGGCCGGACCUACAAGUGGUACAACGGCACGGCUGUGUACCCGUUCGGCUAUGGCCUGCAUUACGCAAACUUCUCCGUCUCGUUUGGCCCGGGCGACGGCCCGUUGGUGGCGGCGGCGUCCAAGAACAAGACGAAGAACACCGAUGCCUCCGACAACAACAACAAGGGGACAGGAGUAGUCCACAUCGCGGACCUCAUCGCCGCCUGCAACUCCUCCUCCUCGUCUGCAGUCUCCCACAUAGAAAACUGCCCCGCCCUGAAUUUGCCGGUAACCAUCCGCAACACCGGCACCAACACUUCAUCCUCUUCCGCAUCCGACUAUGUCGCACUGCUCUUCCUAACGGGAACCUUCGGACCCGCGCCACACCCAGCACGCUCGCUAGUCGCAUACACUCGCGCACACAACAUCGCGCCGGGAGACACACAGACGGUGCGUCUCCCCAUUACCUUGGGCGGGCUGGCGCGGGUCGACGAGCGGGGCAACACAAUCCUGUACCCGGGCGCGUACUCGCUGGUGAUGCUGGACGAGGAGCAGAAGGAGGUGCUUGCCAAGACGGAGUUCAAACUGGUGGGUAGCGAAGCGGUGUUGGAUCGCUGGCCGCAGCCUACGGCUUCGAGGACUCCGAGGCAUAAGGGCACGGGUGAGGUUGGGGAGGGGUAUUUUAUUGGCGGGUUUGGAAGUGGAAGCUCGGGGAUGGUUAAACAGGGUGCGAGGUAG